This is a messenger RNA of Acyrthosiphon pisum (pea aphid), 1800 nucleotides long. RefSeq names its product THAP domain-containing protein 1-like. The record is from RefSeq and is a predicted model, not a curated record. Gene Ontology annotation, molecular function: sequence-specific DNA binding. The transcript is spliced from 6 exons. The coding region runs from base 578 to 1378 and encodes 266 amino acids. Lineage: Eukaryota; Metazoa; Arthropoda; Insecta; Hemiptera; Aphididae.
UGAAUAAAUGUAAAUAUUGCCACAAUCACAAAUGGCGUCGGGCAUCAUAAUUUAAUAACGUUGUGGUAUAUGGAGUCAGGUAUCUAGCUAUUAUAUAUAUCUGUGGGAACAGAAUAAUCUAAGACCGUGCGUACAACUUGUGACCGGUGGCCCACCCUCCCCCUGCCCGGAGUGUCCAGUCCUAUGUAGUAGUUCGUGGUCACAAUGUUCACGCCUUGGUAGAUUUGUUUACUGUUAUCUUAUAUAUCUAAUACCUAUGGGAUCUAUUAUAUUUUGAUUAGAUACUAAGUUGGUAUCGUCCUGAUUCGGAACAUCCCCGAAGAACGAAUUGAAUUCACAAUUCACACGACACGACACGACACGGGUAGUUGUGAACACGAUUAAAGAUAUAAUUAUAUCUUUAAUCGUGGUUGUGAACCCGCCUUUACUCAACCUAAUCACUGAUAAGACACAGUUAUCAUAUUUUAAAUUAUUUUUAUUUUUGUUAUAUUUUGGCGCCAAGCAAAUGAGUUUAAAACGUAAAGUCUGUUUUUACAGUUACAUUUUUCUUGUAUUCUGUGCUCUAUGAUAUAAAACAAUGCCGAGUUGUUUUUUGUGUAAGCGUUCAUGGUCUGCGAAAAAAACAGACGUUAGCUUUCAUCGACUACCAGCAGAUGAACCACGUAAAAGACAGUGGAUACAAUUUUUUGAAGAUUGUGGUGCUGAUACCACCAAAAUUAAGCCUCUAACCUCCAUAUGCUCUGAACAUUUCGAUUCGGACUGUUUCAAGAAUUAUGUUAGAAGUAAACUUUUAAAAGAAGAUGCCAUACCUUCUAUCGUGGUAAAACGUUUAAAAUAUGCUAAAACUACUGUUCCUGAGGUGAAAGUGUCUAUUUCUGAUACAUCAACAUCAACUUGUCUAGAAGGUGUUGAAUUGGAAGGUUUUGGAAAACUUCCUGACCUACCUUGUGAUGUACAGAGUUCACCAUUAAAUAGUUUUAGUCUAAAAAGACCAUCUGAAAAAUCACAGUCGUUAGAUGUUAUGAUUCAAGCAUCAGUUUCAGAAAGUUAUGAUACGCCAAGAAGAACUUUUCUGAAACGUUCUGUGUCAUCACUAGUUGAUAUGUGUAAUGCUAAGGAUAAGAAAAUGAAAGUACUAAAACAGCGUUUAAGGAGACAAAAAAAAACAAUUGUUUCUUUAAAAAAUGUUAUCAAUACAUUAAAGGCCAAGUUAUUGAUUGACCAAGAGCAGGCACAUUUAUUAGAUUCACAUUUUGGUAAGCAUAAAGACCUGAUCAGAAAUUUUGUCAAUAAAAAUGCAGGAAAGAAAUUUCCAAAACGCUACAGCAUGCAGCUAUGUAAAUUUGCUGUCACUCAAGGCGUACACAUUUGUUCGUAGAGAAUUUAAUUCCGUCCUUCCAAGUCCUCGCACGCUAAGUAAGUGGUAUAUUAAUGUAGAUGCUGAACCUGGCUUUACGAAAGAAGCACUGAUCACCUUAACGCUAGCUUGCAAAAAUUGUCCAUAUCCAAUAUAUUGCGCUUUGAGUAUGGAUGAAAUAGCUAUUCGCAAAUGUCUUGAGUUUGAUGGUCACAAGUACCAUGGAUUUGUGGACUAUGGGUUUGAAAUUGAUAGUGAUGCUAAGAGUGAAACAACUGAAUGCUUUGUAUUCAUGGUAACGGCCAUAAAUGCUUCAUGGAAACUGCCAGUUGGGUAUUUCUUCUGUAACCAUUUAAAUAGUGAACAGAAAAAAAACUUAGUGCGUCGCUGCUUAAAUGUUUUAACCGACACCGGGAUUUCUGUAGUAAGUCUUAACAUUUGAU